AUGAUAAAUCUAAGCUUUGAACAUUUUUUUAUCUUUGCAUCUGCGCUUCUGUUUCCGCCAGUUCUGUUCAUUGUUGUAACUAUCAGCAUAUUGGCAACAUUCGAAAAGUCCUUUGGAUUGGAAGAGAAAUAUAUUGGGCUUUUAAUAAAGUUUAAAAUCUUUGUUGCUGUUGAUUUUAUUUUCCCUUAUUAUUGGUGUAACAUACCUAUUCCGCAGUUGUGUAAUAGUGAGUGGGGAGCUGCCCAAGUGAAGGAAGUUCGAGAUAACGAACCUGAUGAUAAGAACAUCGAAACACCUAAAGAUGGGGAACUUGUCGACGUGCGGGAAAUGUCGCAAGGAUGCGAUCGUGGAGAGUGUAUUAUUCACCGUGAAGCUACCAUCCCUUUGGAAUUCGGAGAUUAUGAAAAAGAGGUGGACUGUCGAGGGUGGGCAACGAUCCGGGACAGCACAGAGUUUGUAAAGGCUGGGAUUGAAGCGAUCAUUGAAGACGAGGUUACCAGGCGGUUCAAUGCGGAACAGCUGGCAACUUGGAACAUGCUAACUCGCACACGAGUUUCCUUCUAUCACGCUGCCAAUUGGAAGCUUACUGUGCUAUGGGCUUUUGGUUUUAUCGUUCGAUACACGAUCUUAUUUCCAUUGCGUCUCAUGUCGUUUGUGGUCGGGUUCAUGUUUUUGCUAGUGUCUACAGCGGCAAUAGGGAUUUUGCCAAAUGGUGACGUUAAAAAAGCACUAAAUGCGAAAUGCAUGCUUGUUUGCCAUCAAGUGCUGUCUAAAGGCUUCACAGCGGUUGUGUAUUUUCACAACCCUGAAAACCGGGCUUGCUCUGGAAGUAUUUGCGUAGCAAACCACACAUCACCCAUCGACGUACUAAUACUCGGAUUGGAUAACGUUUACGCUCUGAUUGGUCAGCGGCAUACUGGACUACUUGGAGCUACGCAACGCGCACUCAGUCGCUCUAGCAGUCAUAUAUGGUUUGAGAGAAGUGAGGCUAGAGAUAGAGCGCUUGUUGCUGCAAAGUUGAAAAAUCAUGUCGACGACCCAAACAAACUACCUAUUUUGAUUUUUCCAGAAGGGACUUGUAUCAACAAUACAUCGGUUAUGAUGUUCAAAAAGGGUUGCUUUGAGGCAGACAGACCCAUCUAUCCCAUUGCCAUGAAGUAUGACCCAUUAUUUGGCGAUGCUUUUUGGAACAGCAGUGAGCAGGGUUGGUGCGAAUAUCUGCUUCGGAUGAUGACAUCAUGGGCAAUUAUUUGCAAUGUGUGGUACUUGCCGCCGAUGACCAGAAACCGAGGCGAGACUGCUGUCGAAUUUGCGAAUCGCGUAAAGAGAGAGAUUGCAGUCCGCGGUGGCUUAGUUGAUCUAGAAUGGGAUGGAGGUUUGAAACGCACGAAAGUUCCAAAACGGAUGGUCGCCAACCAGCAGAAGAAGUCUGGAUUCCACUAA
Molecule: messenger RNA, 1443 nt
Organism: Enterobius vermicularis (human pinworm)
Lineage: Eukaryota; Metazoa; Nematoda; Chromadorea; Rhabditida; Oxyuridae
Source: the annotation of a GenBank genome assembly